AAAGCUAUACAAAAAACUUUACAAUUGAAGUCAAGUUCAAGCUGUCUAAUUAAGGUAUUGCAAGAAUUUACUAAUGACGAUGACGAGAAUGAUGAUGAAUUGUCUAGUGAAGUGAAGAUUUUACAAGUGAUAAAGAACACACUGCUCUUGAACCGUGUUAACUGCAAAAUCCUAAAAGAAAGUGGGGCAGAGGAAGACCAGCUGGCACAAAACGAAUUAAAGCAUCGUAUAAAACAAAUAAUGAUAAGGGAAAACAGCAACGACGUUAUAAAAAAUGUGGGAAUUAUGGUCAUUAUCAAAAAAACUGUAUUCAGUAAAUACUGUAUGGCAGUACAGAUUUGA
Ambispora leptoticha is the source of this 342-nucleotide messenger RNA. The record is from the annotation of a GenBank genome assembly. NCBI's taxonomy places the organism in Eukaryota, Fungi, Glomeromycota, Glomeromycetes, Archaeosporales, Ambisporaceae.